Molecule: messenger RNA, 504 nt
Organism: Dromiciops gliroides (monito del monte)
Lineage: Eukaryota; Metazoa; Chordata; Mammalia; Microbiotheria; Microbiotheriidae
Product: interleukin-17F-like
Exons: 3
Coding region: 1-504 (167 amino acids)
Biological process (GO): inflammatory response
Cellular component (GO): extracellular region
Molecular function (GO): cytokine activity
Source: RefSeq, a predicted model, not a curated record
AUGGCUUUCCAGAAGCGUGCAAGGAUGUUCGAAUCACUGCUGCUGAUGGUAUUGGGGAUUAUUCUCCUCGGGAAUGUGGAAGCUUGGAAAAUUACAAAAAGAGGAACAAAUUCCCAGAAGGGUAUCAAUUGUCCCUCAGUAGAAAGCAACAGUGUGAAGGUUGACAUCCGCAUUGUUAACCAACAACAAGGGAUCAACCAACAACAGGGCAUCCACUUUGCACAUACCUUCCAGAACCGCUCCCUCUCUCCUUGGGAUUACAACAUCACCAAAGACCCUGACAGAUUCCCUUCAGAGAUUGCAGAGGCCAGGUGCCGGUACUCGGGAUGCAUCAAUGCUGAAGGGCAAGAAGAGAAUGGGAAAAAUUCGGUGCCCAUCAAGCAGGAGAUCUUGGUUCUCCGGAGGGAGCCAGGGCAGAACUGCUCCCAUUCCUUCCGACUAGAGAAGAUCCUGGUGACUGUGGGUUGCACUUGUGUUACCCCCAUCACCCGUUCUGUUGCUUGA